CGCGUUAAUUCUAUGUACAGACGUAACUGAAUAAGAAUUGGGCUUAAAUUACCAUUUCAGAAUUAAGUUGAUGAAAUAUAAAAUAACGUGUACACAUUAAUAACGAAUAAACGACAUGUAUAGACAUGCAAUGCAUGACAAUGUCGCCCACAUAAAAUAUAAUAUUGACAGAGUUGCUCGGUUGCGUGUUAUCAUAAAAGAGGAACACCCAUCCCACUUUGGGACAGUUGCAACUGGGUGUUCUAUACUGAGUACCCAAGACAUACAGCUUGCAUCAUGAAGUUGUGUAUUCCUGCACUAGCUGGGCUGUUGCUUAUAGUCAGCUUGACUGAUGCUGAUGUGUAUCUCCACAAUCUCAGAGGUUCUAACAAUCGUUUGAAUGAAGCCAGUACUGCUCGAACAAAUGCCAACAGAAUGUUCGACUCUCAGGUUAGUUUCAAAUCUUAAUCCCGGAUCAAACUAUAGGAUGAGAGUGCAUAAGAGUGGGCAGUCACGCGACCUUGGUUUGCUGUUCUUAAUGCUUUUCCAACACCAUCAUGUAUUCUAUUUAAAGUUAAAUGAUAGUUGGAACGCUCAUCAAACCUUUAUUAUUUUGUUAAUCUGCAUGGAACUUGAAAUGCGCCUCGAAAUAAUGCGUAAUUGGCAACUCUUAUCAACUUUCGUCCGCGUUGAGCUUAGGCCCGGUUUGCGGGUUUGGACGACGAAGUUGCAUGCGUCGAAUAAUUGACCAAAUUCGUACGGCGUACAGUGGAGCGGCGUCUAAAUCAAUUAUAAAUUCGGCAAGCCCGAACGGUCUGUGGCAGCGUAUAGGUAGUGGCAAAAACACCAGAGAACUGAAGAUGCAUGGGUAAGGAUUCAAGUACCUGAAAAAUACAAGGUAUUAAAUUUCGACGUUUCGAGCGAAGGCCCCCUGUACUGACGUAUAUACGGCACAAUUAAUAAGUACGAUGUCUAAAUCAGUUAAACCGGUCUUGUGCAGUAACUAGCGCCGUCUAAACUUGGUUGUAUUUCCAGACUUCCUAAUCAUAAAAGAUAAGAUUAACAUGCAGCAUUUUGUUUUAUGGGUGGUUUAAUGCGUUUUGUCGAAGUAAUUGGUAAUGGAAAAGAUUUAGAAAAUAGUGUUCUUGGUCGCUCCAAAUGUAAACUAGGCUACUGCAUGAUCUGAAUGUUUUAUACCGUUUACUUUUUGUACUAAAAUUCAUUUGGUUCUCGUUAUUGUUCGUGUAGUUUUGUAUAUAUGUAAUUUGUACAGUAAUGAAUAACUGACACCCUUUAUCGAAAUCAAUCGCUUGAUGAAGUUAGAAGGGACGUAGCGAAGACUUUGUGGAGCGGGGUGGGGGAAACGUGUAAUUUCUUAAUAUUAUGUUUUACGUUACCCAAAACCAGUGUUCGAAAUUUAGCAAGUUCAGCGUCAUGAAAUAAAGUUUUAUCUACCUAUCUGUUUAUAUUCUUGUCUAGAACAACAACAAUGGAGGUUACAACGUUGGAGACAAAAAUCAAGCAUCAAGCACCGAGGACACACAGUUUAACAUGGUACGUCAGAAAGUCAGGAACUUUUGGCUAUUGUUUUAAUAAGAGCGCGCUGUUGUAUUUUCAGCAGGCACGAAAUGUUCGUUCAUGUUUUUUUUCAUGAGCUUUUCUGCAACAUCAGUCAUUUCAAAGCAUGAUUUGAAUGCACAACUCUGCAAUAGCUGCAUAUCUUAGAUAUUUUGUGAAAAUUUAUUAUGGCUGGGAAUAAGAAAUAAGUAUUAUUCAAUGCCAUCGGAAGUAAAUUGUUUUUGGGGGUGAGGGGAGGGAGAGGGAGGGAUGGCGCAUCUAAUGGAGGUCGAUUCUGGUGACAUGAAGAAUCAAAUUAUUAGGUACUUCCCAAAAUCGCUUCUGUACGUGCACACGAAACAAUAGUUUCCAAUUGAGGUGGACAGUGUAAUUGUAGUAAGAAGUUCUAUAAUUACCAGCCAGCCAGAAGUUAUGCUAUUUUUUCUUUCAGCAUUAUUUCCAGAGUGGCAAACACCAUUCAAGUAAUUCUUCAGGUCCGACAGGAAAAUCUCUGCUCACACUUGAAUGGACCAAUCAACAUGGCUGCGGUGAUCGAGAUUUAAAUUGUAACAUUAUUCUUCAAUACCGAUGUCAAGAUGAUACGAAACAUCAAACGUUGAAUUAUCACUCAAUAAGGAAUGGUAAAUAGAUACAUGCAACACCAACCUCAAUGUACAUAGGGGGGGGGGGUGACAACGCAUAUAUAUAGGGGUUGCAACUUACAACAUGAUAAGCAUUGGAAAUUCCCGUAUUUGUUUUUGAAGUUAGAAGUUCUCCAAUUACUGUUUUUUUUAAAUGAAGAAAGGUUUUAACUUGACAUUAAAGAUACUGGAUAUAGUGAUGUUAUUGAAUUCUAAAGCUACACGAAUUAUAUAGGAUCAAAGUACCAAUCGGGGCAGAUAUUACUAAAAUCAUUGUUGUUUAGAAUCAUAGCAUGCACUAUACAGCCGCGAAAAACUUCCAAGUUAUGAUUAUGCAAUCUGCAAAAAUAUAUGAGAGUUCAUUUUUUAUCAGGAGGAGGAGGUGGCUGGUGGUGUUUGCAGGGGGACCACCAGAAAAAAUAGCGAUGUGAGAACGGGGUCAUCUCAGGAAAAUUAAAUUUUGAGAGUGCCACCAAAACAUCAAUGAAUACAUAAUACAUAAAAAUCAAAGCAGUCAACUUUCAUACUCUUUCAUUUAUAAAAACUCAAAGUAAAGUUUUAGUACAUGAAUCUAGUCAGCAGUAGUCAAUUUAAAUUUAAAGCACACCUGGAAAAAAUUAGGAACUUUACAUAUUUGUGAUAUUCAGUGCAUUCUAAAACGCAAUUUAUUUUCUUAGAAAAAAGUUUCAUCUUCAUGGCUGUUUCUUAAAAGCUACUGGACCUGACAUUGCGUAUUAAGGCUGGCAAAUCAGUUUUAUUUUGUUUCUUUUGGCAAAUGUGCACAAAAUUGUCACUUCCGGUAACUUUAUUAAACAGCCAAAAAGACAAUGAAGAUGAAGUUUUGUCCUAAUAUAAAAUGAAAUAUUCAAAUAUAUUGCUUUACGAUUGCUUAUCUUGUGAUGCUUGGAUAGGGCCUACCAUGACCAAAUGUCCAAGACCAUACCAAGGUCAUGCAUGUAGGGGCAUCAUGGGGAAAAACUUGGAGUACAAAGAUUGCCACAGGAAACUUUGCUGCAUAUGUUGGGGGGUCGAGACGAAAUUAUUAAUGAAAGCACCAAAUACCACCAGCCCCCUCCUCCUGAUAAAACAUGAACGGUCCCUCAGAACCCAUCUAAAUCGAAAUGGAAUUUUACUAAGGCGGUUUCAGCCGUCUUCCCUCCCAUUCCCACACUCCACCCGUGUGUGUAUUGUGAUGGCAAAAUGAAAGGAUUCUUUAAAUUGAUGAAAACUACAUUGCAUGCUUAUUAUAAAAAUAUAUUAAUGUGAGAAUGUAUCAUAAUUUAUUAUUUCCCUUAUUACGUUUUCGUAGCGCUUUGCAUUGUGGUUAUAGUGAUAUCACAAGGUCCUCAGGCAGGAAUUGAACCUACUGAUAAAGAUAGCGGCCUCGAAUGAAAAUAUUGAAUGCUUUCGCGAAUAUUUUGCUGUUGGCUGUCGCGCAACUGACCCUAGUUUUUUUCAAAAGUUCUUGCACGGGUCAAGACAAAAAAUAAACCAUCUUGAAUAUCAGUGAUACCACUAUAACCGCAAUGCAAAGCGCUACGAGAACGUAAUAAGGGGAAUCUAGUAUUUUGCUUAUAACUCGACAGCUAGAGUCUGUAGCUGAGUUGCUUAGAUGUACAAAUGAAGUAAAUCAGUUCCAUCUACAUAACCCUUCAACUGUAGUUCAAUCGAGCAAGAUGCCAAAAAUUCUGACAUUUGUAGUAAAAAUAAUGAUGACUGUUUACUAUAUUAAUAUUGCGCUGUUUAGCACGAAUAAACUACCGACAAUAAAUAUAAUAAGUAGCUAGUUAAAAGUUAAUUACUAAUAAGUAUUGAUACGUACUCGUUUUGAUAGGACGUUAUACGCACACUCCGCAAUAUCACAAGAAUACCUACACUCGUCGCUCAAGCAAGAACUCACGAUUGCAUCAUGACUCAUCUAGUUAUACCAGAGGACUUCACGAAUCUUGGGAAUGGUAUGAUAAAUGCAACAAAAGAAAUCGUAAUAAAGGUCAGUUAUAACCUAUAAUUUAUAUAGCAGCGCAAAAUGAAUGAAUAUCAUCCAGUUAUAAAACUAAAAGCUUUUUAGUUUUAAAUUAACCCAUUCAGCUGCAACGUGUGUAUAAUGUGCCCUAUAUAUCUUAAUUAUUUUACUCUGUCUAACGCCAGACGAUUUUACUUGUCAAGAGGAGAGUUUUGCAUCUUAUAAUCGGUUAAACUAUCUGCCAAUGGGUCUUGUUAACUCCAAUGAGCUCCAAUGAGCUGCAAUGCGCCCAGCUUAAUUAUUUCUCUCUUUCUAACGUCAAACACAGUAACUCGAUCCGUAGGCUGAUGUUUUUCACAAUUGGAGUAUACAUACAGCAUAUGCACAAGAAAAAAAACAAUACCUCACAAUUUUAUUGAGAAUUUUCCUUUCCUUUGAAGGACUAUUCACGGCCGAUCAGAAACUGAAUGGUCAGUCAAGUAUUUACACCCGUCAAAAUCAAAAUGGCGCUCGCAGAGGCUACGAAUGUCCCGAGGAACGAGAUUACUACCCUUACUGGCAUCCCACUGACUGGAUUGACAUUGCUGUGUUCGCUCAUAAUAAAACCAUGUGCGAAUAUUAUCAGAGUGAAAGUUUUAACGUGAAAACUAAAGGUAAGUCCUAGAACAAUAGAAUUACUAUCCUUACUCUUGAAUGUUGGGUACCAGUGCAAAAUACAACCUCUGAACUUGUGUUUAUGAUGCAACUAUCUGAAAAAUAUAAUCAACUGACGUCGACGUUUCACUGAAGCGAAGGUCUUUCGUCUGGAAGUUUCGGUAAAACCCACAUAAAACAAUCACUGGGUUAAGAUGACCAGCCUGAAAUUUAGGCAAUUACAGCCCAAAAUACAAAAAACACUUCAUGGCUGACAAAUUGGUUCUUAAAACUUUUACAAUGCAUGUUCUAAGAGCAGGUAUAUUAGCGGGUAUAUAUGCAUGAUUUAAUCUGUUGCAAUUUGAAGAUAAAUAUUAAAGCCCAGCUACAGUAUGACUUUCAAAUAAGGCAUAACAAUGCAAUGAAGAAUAAUCUGUUUUUUAGCAUUGAACGAGGUUAAAUUUUACGAAAUUCGGAGACUUUUGUAAAGCUAUUAGAAGCUAUUAGUUGUAUAUAUACUAUUAAACAGCUCACUAAUUAGGGAAACAAGUUAUUUGAAGCACUACAAAUUCAGCAAUAACUGUUUCACUGCUUGGGAAUAAGAACCAGCCUACUCAGCCUAAUUUCUCAUUAAGUAUACCUAUUAUAUAAGAACCACUUCAGCUUAACAUAAAAAUAAUGGUUCUUUUAUGCGGGUUUUAACUGGUAUAGUAGCAAAGACAGGUAGUUGCAUCAUGCACACAACUUCGCAGUUCCUAUCCUUGCACUGGAUAUUGCCUCAUAUGCAGCCGCUAUCUGCCAACCAAUGAAUUUUUUAGACAAACUAUGAAGUGUAUUUUUGAUAAAACUAUAUGUUAUGUUUCUUUGUUCUCAGGGGAAUGUCUUCAAUACUACCAUCCGAGUUCAGACGGUUUCCGCCAUGACUCAGUUCACAACAACAAAAUUGACUGCGAAAAAGACCAAGGCUUCUGGGUAUCAUUCAGCAACUAUUUAGAAGAAUACCCCAAGUAUCAAACUGAAGAAGAAUGUAAAGCGGGAAGUUCUAGUAUACUUCGUCUUAUCUGGGCCAUUCCUUACCGCUCUGAAGAUAUUGAUAAUUUAAAAAUGACUGAUAGUCAAGUGAGAUCAUUGAAACGAUGCUUGGUUGCACUUGAUCCACCAGAAUGCAAGAAAGCACCAUAUACGAGGUCAAAUCAUUUAGGAAAUGCUCACGAUGUGGUUCCUCUCAACUACACUUGGGUUCUGCCACAUUUCCCAUCUGGACACGCCCAGAGAUGCGUCUUACGAAUAAGGUAAGUGAGAUUGCCACUAUAACUGAUUUAGACUCACAUUGCCAGAAAUGAGGGACAUUUGAACUGCGCAUCCUCGGAAUUUAGUUAACAAAGAUGGCGGACAUACUAUAGUAAAAUGUAUGGGUAGUGUAAUAUAAUUCAAAUUUGAAUGAGUUCAGUAACAGCUAUAUCAAUUGCCGCCCUUCGUUGGGAACGAAAAACACUUCGGUAGUCAAACAAAUUACGUUUCAUGCCGUAGUCCUACCGUAAGGUUCCCACACUAAUGCGAUUCCACUGUGAUCUGGCUAUAGUGCUAUGUAUAUUAUUGCCCCAUUUCCACGUGAACGAGCACAUUUAGCGUCCAUUUGUGGUCGGCCGUAUUUUCUGGUGCAACUUGCUGCUUUCUCUUCAAACACAACACAUUAUCAAAUAUUACUUCUGUAAUUUUCAUAGUGAUCCAUCCCCGUUAGCCGGUUCCGUUGAAAAUCACGAAAAUUAAACUAUAAAACUAAAAACUUAAAAUUAAACCAUAAAAGUUGAAAAUCAACGUUGAAAAUCACGAAAAUAACUUAUAGACACGACGCAAUAUACGCGAGGUUUAUAUCGAUGUCUAUUAAAAAACGCUUCCAAGCCAUGUUUUAUUUUGAAUAUAUUGCGCCAUAUUUGGUAUCAACUAGCCUACUCGCAGCCCGAAUUUGUUGCGAUUUAAUUUUAUGUUACAUAGUAACCAAGGUUAAUAUCAUAGGAGCCGCGCGCAGUCUGGGUACGACAUGUGCCCUCAGGAUAUCGGAUGUAGAGAGUGCCGUAUGGUGACGACAGAUAUUAAAUGGAUUUAAUUUCGGGCUGCGAGCAGGCUAGUAUCAACAAGAAGCUCAAGAACCAGGCUUUGAUAGGACAGAAGGGGGGGAAAUCUAUGUAUCCAGAGGGGAGAAUGUGCUGUAUUUGACCACAUAUAUACGGCAAAGUAUCCCGAGCUCCCUACUUACUAAGCGCAUUAGAUCAUAUUACAAUUAUGCUAUUUUGCGCAAUAUAAAUACUAAGAAACAUUAGAGUUUUAUCACAUCUUAGUUGUAAUUUACGCACGAAUGAGAGCCAUAGCCUGAAUAAAUGUCUCAGUGAAUAUGCGAACUAUAUAACUGCGUGUGAAAAAACAAUAUCAUUUGAAUAAUUUGAGCAAGAUUUCUGUCUGACUUCGCUUUGCUUAAUUAAAUUAGAGCCAAUUAGUUAAAUCAAGCACCCGUCAAGUAGCCGCUGUACAAGGCAGGCGCAUGUCCCGCAUUUCUGGCCAUUGAAAGACAACGCAAUCUCAUUUUUAGCUGAAGAAAUGAGCACUAAGUAAUUUGAAUACUGUAAUAAAUGCUAAAACAACCACGAAAAUAACCUUACAAAAAGCCAAAGCUGCAAAAUUAUAAUACUGACCAAAAAGGAAUUAAUUACAAUUAUAAAAUUAAUAUACUUGCUGCAAAAUACAGUAAUUUAUCCUCAAUUACAAUAGUGACCUCUUAAUUACAAUUACAAAAUCACCCUCUAACUGACCAUGCUAAAACAAAUUAGCAUAUAUUCGAGAGGUGAUUAGGUUGCUCAGCGCCGGAUAUCCUUGCACUAUUCACCGGCACUUCGGUGAAUAACUGCUGUUUAGUAAUUAUUUGUAGGCCAGCAGACGGGGAUAUAGGACGAAGUAAUGCGUAAUAAUGGUAGCCUAAUAUGUUUUUGUACAGGUACAACAUUUCUACUGGAGAUUAUCCACCAUUUAACACAUUCAGUGAUGAAAAUAAUGACCCGUAAGUAUUUCUAUGCUUUAAAACUUCUGAGUUUCAAAAUAGAAACCACUUCGCAAAUAAAACCAUUGUCUACUGUGACAAUGGUGAUCAUUAAUUAGAUCAUUAGCCAAAUCAGUUUCAGGCCAGAAUAUCAGAUUACAACCUGUCAAAUUGACAAACAUGAAAGUUUCGCUCAAGAACAGACGACGGUAAUACUGGUUUACAGAUGCGAUUUUCUUCUUCUGAUGGAUGUGAACGAGUGGAUGAGUACGUUAUGAAUGCUCAGAUGGGGGUACAUAUACACCAGUAACUGGAACGCCACCCGUUCAGAUAAACUAGCUAUAUCAUUUUCUUGAAGUCAAGUGUUUAUGCCUCGCGAUUCUCUCGCGUAAACAAUUAUUAGAACAAAAAUAAGAAGAAAAAAAACUAAAAGUAAAGUCUACUAUGAAGUUUACCUGAAAAUAUGGAUUAAUAUAGCAAGCUUUGAGCUCUGUUAAAAAGCUUUUUUGUAAAUUUUAAGCUGGUUUUCAAGAAGUCAUAUUCAUAGUGUUGACGGAUUGACCGCGCUCUUCGCAUGCGUGAAAAGAAUGGGACUGGCCAUGAAGUCUGGCUUCAAAUAACCUGUUGGACGUAGCAUUCCAGUUAUAUUAAUUAAUUUCACUGAUAUACUGAGAACAUUCAUAACUCGUCUACUCGCUCACAUUCAUCAGAAUGAUAAAAUCGCGCUAGGAAGCCCAGCAUUCUUCCGACGGAAACCAUUGUUUAUUGUCUAGGAACAACGGCGUAUUUUCUCCAGUCCAAAAUAAUCCUAAAGUAAAAGUUGGUUAUGUUCAGCUACCUUUACAACUUGCCAUAAACACAGCUCAAUUUGGACGUACCUUCCAAGAUCGCUCUCAUUUAUUCAAGCUGGUACCCAGGCCUAAAUCCGUGUCCGAUCACGCCAUCAUUCAUAAUCUGAACGUCCGAGGAAAGCGCGGGAAUAUAGUGCAAGUUUAUCCAGCAGUGGAGUACGACUUUAUCCCGAAACGAUUAAACAUUAAAAGCACGAGUCUUGUGCAUAUCCAGUGGACCGGUGAGUGAUUGGGGUUAUUGCCUCCGCUAGGAGGUUUUGAUUUCACCUGGGUUUUGGAUGUGUGUGUGCUUAUGUUGGUCUUUUGGUUUCUCUGUUAGCCCAAUUAACUAAAACAAAUAUCAACUUGAACAGUAUUGAUACGAAAAGUUGCAGGGCUGAUGGUAAUAUGCCAAGGACAAAUAGAUUAAACUUUGGUUCAAUUUGGACGAAAAAUAAAGUAGAUAUUUGCAAGAGUUUGUCUUGCUCUGCAGCCCAUUGUAUAAUUUAUGGAUGACACUUGACUCAAUUCGCUGCCGAAGGUAUGCAGACGUUAAAUUUCCUCCAGUUGUUCAAAAAUAUUGAGACGUUUACGUUUAUGGCUGUCAGCGACUUCCAUAGCACGUGGUGUGCACUACUUGAUAUCUUUAAUUCCUUCAGCAAAGGCCCUACGUCAGCACGUCAGUAGCCAAAUUGCAGGCCUUCUUUUAACAUAUAAAUUGGGGUUUUGUGUGCAUGUGGGUGUGAGGGGGCGGGUUAAGUCAUCCCAACUCAACUCCUCAUGUUGGCUCGUCGAGUAAACUGUGUUGCUCCAAAUAUAUUCCCACGCCCAUUUAAUUAAUUGCUGCAGGGAAUGUGAGGACGAUUAUGCCACAUUCCAUCUAUGGAAUUAACAUUUCCAUCAAUAGCGACGCUAAAUAUCUUGAUUCAUAGCAAGACCAACUUUGAACUUGUUUUAUAGGCGCCAAUAUGGAAUUGUCUCUUAUUUGCAACCAAAAAUGCAAUUUGAUGUACAAUUGGCUUAGAACUAACCAUACUAACCAUCUCUUUUUUCCAAGGAUCAAAUACCAAUCCCAAAGGAAACGAUGGACAAGGAACUGCAGGUAAGUUUAAAUUAAUGUAUAAACAUUAAGUGCUUCAUAGUAUAAUUUUGCAUAGUGUGCGAAUCCCCUGAAACAUAGGAUAAAUUUAAUGCUGAAUUGAAUGAGAAUCGAAUGUUGGAAAUAUGUGGGCUGCAGAGAUUCAAAAUUCCGGUGCCAUUUCGUUAUUUUUAGGGGAUAUAUUUUUGGAGACUUUUAAGGCUUUAAGAGAUUCUUAGGAAUUUCAUAUUAUGGAUUUCCAGGGAUUUAUUAGGGUUUUUAAGGUGCCCGUGAGAUUAAUUUAUUUCUCAAGUCAUACGCCCCUCGAACGGUUCAACAUAGGAAACAUUGUUCAGGAAAGAUCUGAUAAUUCCGAUGUUUCCGUGAAGUCUUUCCAGUUUAGCUUACCCACGUCUGUAAAACAUUUAUGGAAUCACUUUUUGAAGAAAUAUCUGGUUGUAUUCGCAGCGAGGCCAGUAUAAACAGAAUUGGGGGAACAUGAUCAUCGAGGAAUUAUUCAAUGGCAUACAGUACUCCCAUGUAUCCAAACAAUUCUGUUUUAUAUGGUCCUUAUUUUUAGAAUGCUAUUUCCUGCACUAGAAAGUUGCAUAGCAUUGGAAGGCAAACGCUUUUAGGACAUACUUGUUUCUUAGUUCAGUAUCUCCGCUUCUCUGACAAUUUUUCAUCGGAUUUGGAAGAAUCAGAGAAGCAUAGCGGAAGAGGCAGUCGUAAAACGUAUUCCUUGAAUUCAACGAUUUAUUAGUUCCUCAAUAAAAAAUUAUUUUCCUGAAAUAACGUGAGAUUUUUAAGUUCGCCUGUGAGAUCUAGAGUUCAGUUUUAAAACCUGGAGACCGUCACGGGUUAAUCAUGAGGCAGUCCUGCCUUUUUCGGGUAACAUGGUUAGGAAAAGAGGAGGGCUUUAAUUGCUCGUUUACGCUAGACGUAAAUACUCUAAUGGGCUUAUGUCUGUCCCAUUUGGGCACGCGAAGCAUAUUUUGCGCUACUGACUACACGGGCCGGUUUCCAGUCGAUAUAUUUCAACGUUGGUUAUACAUGCCAUUAGAACAUGUGAGGUGUUAGUUAUUAACUUAUUACAAAACUAUAGGUAAACAUACCUGAGAUAGGUAUUGCUAUUUUAUUCUUCCUCAAUGAUUUUAUUGACCAAGACCUCAAUGAUUUUAUUGACCAAAACCCAUUUAAUUUUUCGAUUAAGAGGAGUGUGAGGAGUCAAAUUCGGCAACAAGAACAAUUUUUGCCUUUUGGUCAUUGUCCUCUGCCUAAUUUGCCGUCGUCCUUUUCUUCGCCUUCUCAAUCACUUUUCAUAGCUUCUGUCCGUUCCACUCGACGCCAUCUCGACGCCCAAAUUCAGACAACUGUGACUGUUUUGUCCAGGCUUUUAUCGCUUGUAUUCAUAACAAAAGCGGAACUUUAAUUUAUAAAUACCAGAGAGUAUUUUAUUAUUGACCCCAGGGUCUUUGUUAAGUGCAUGGGAUGGACGAGAGGCGAGUUUUGAAGAUGGCGGCUAAAAUGUUUCAAGAUCGCUAAAACGCGAAAGAAUUAACAACCAUGCACUUAUAAGUUUAGCACAAUCCCAAACCUAGCCUACUCUCUAAAUCUUAACCAUAAACCUAACUCCAAUUCUAACCCUAAAUAAAAAUAUAGAAGCAAACUUAGUUUGAUUUUAAAUUUUGUACCUUUUCGGAAAACCUCCCUCAUGUUCAUUUUAGGCAUUUCCUUGGGCCCAGUCCCUGCAUGCGGUGCUGCAUUAGCGAUUGCAUGGCCUGGCACGAUCAGAAAUUGCGGCCAGAAAUUGCAUGCGUAGAUUGCACAUGCUGACGUGUGUUGAAUAUUAAUACACCCGUUCGAUAAUUACGUCAUUUGGCCUGGGAACCUCGCUCUCAUGAAUCGUGAGCUAAUCACCUGGCGUAAUUUACUAACGAGAGCAAGGCUCCAAGACCAAAAAGUAUGUGUGACAUAAUUAUCGAAAGGGUGUAUUGAAUGUUAAUGAAACGAAGUAAUAUAUUAUUGUGGUUGAAUAUAUAUGAUUUCUAAUGUAGGUACUGAUCGGAACAACAUGGUGGAAAUGAACGAUCCUUCUGUGAACUAUCCUGUUACCUCUGAACAACCAUUAACUAUGUUUCCUCAUGCUGAAAUCGUCUGGUCCAGUGAUAAAGAGACGAAGACCAAAGAGGAUCUUAUUCUAAGCAUGGCGUCCUCGGGCUACUACAACAGUAUGACGCUUUGCAAGGCUUCACCAAAGAAACAAGAAUUUAAUGAUUUAUUAAACAACGCUCCCGCAUCGUAUCGUGGUAUGUUACUGAGGUUUUCGCCGGGUACAUAUUACUACAUGUGUACAAGGAAUAACAACUUCAGUAAUCGUAAUCAAAAAGGAAGGCUUGUGGUCCGAGGUGAACGACGAGCCAUCUUUGGUCUCAGGAACUAAAAAGAUCGUGCGUGUUGUGCUAUAGAGAAAAAUGUUGCUUGUCUCUAAUCCAAAUUCCAAAACAAACUAAAACGCCCUUCUCCUUUUAAAUUUCUUUUGUAAAUUAACGUAAAUUUUUUGACCAUUCAUUGACCUGACUUCGCUCAUUCAUGUCUCAAAGUCUGUUUCUGGACAUUUCUGGGUCAUCUAUACCUGAUCGUUACGUUUACAGAACUUGGGUAUUGCUCUUAAUAUAACCCUCCAGGAAGGUGUUCAGCCUUAACCAUACAACCUCGUUGUCGUGAUUGAAAUAUUCAUGGGUUUAGAGCCCUUUAUCUUGUUACAUGUCAAUACCGUAACAGUUAUGUUAAAUAUUAUAAAUGAUUCAACUAUCACUGACAAGAUAUAUAAACGGCUCUAUUCAAAGCAGAAUAUCUCAACACCAAAAACGAGUCUCAAUGACCAAGACUGGAUACCUUUCCAAAGGGUGAAUUACAUAAACUGGUGUUUGAUGAAACUGUGUGCAAGAAGAUUUGGUAUUGUACUUCUAAGUUGCGUCCGAUAAAGCGGCUAUUUGGUCGUUCAGGUACAGGCAUAAUUUGGUGGAGAAAUUUAGUCAUGCAUGCCAUGGAAAUAAUGAAGAGAUACGCUAUUUUUUUUCUUUAUCAGCACUCCAAAAGGCAGCCUUUACACUUGAAAUAGCUGCUGCAUUUUUAAAAUUUGGACUUAGUUUGAUUCAAUUUCUAUAAUUAUGGGUUUAUUGAAUAUUGUAAUUUACUGUUAUCUUAAGAAAAUAGUACGAAAGACAUUACUGUCUAUACGCAUGCACAUGAUAAACGUGUAAAAUUAAAAGUGGGGAAAGUAGAUUAAAUUAAAAAUAUCAAGUGAAGCACGAA
Messenger RNA from Paramuricea clavata, 13030 nucleotides. Lineage: Eukaryota; Metazoa; Cnidaria; Anthozoa; Malacalcyonacea; Plexauridae. The record is from the annotation of a GenBank genome assembly.